AAAUAAAUAAGUCAUCACAGAGAGAGGGAGAGAGUUGGGGAGGUUGCUUUGGAAAGCAGAGCAGGCAGCUCAUCCCAGAGAGAGAGAGAGAGAGAGAGAGAGAGAGAGAGAGGGUGUAUGUGUGUCAUGUUACAGAGCAUUCAGGAACAGCCACAGUGCAGCUCCCAAUCAGUUGAGAAUUACCUCUCUCUAAUGGGGAGCUUCAGUACAGUCUUUUGCCUACUCUGCUGAGGAACUAAAAGUUUAUCCCAAAAAAUAGAAGGGAGGGAAGGAAAUCAGCAACUGAGGCUGAAGGAACACUAUAGAAGACAUACUUUUAAAAAAUACAUACAUAUUUGUGUAUGUAUUGUAUGUAAACCCUUGAUCAGAUUGCUUUCCUAGAAACUGUUCUAAAGUUUGAUUUUUCUCCCCUUUAGGGGAAGCAGGGGAAAACCCCCCAACUCUUCCUUCCACCUCAGUUUGUUCCAUAGAGGUUGUUUGGUUACCUGCCCUUUUCUUUCUUUUUCUUUUUUCCUUUUUAUUUGUUUUUUCUCAGUGGCAUUGGGAUUUCCCUUGGACGGCAGCAUCCUUUUGGUGCACUGUGGAUUUUGCUACUAGGAAGAAGAUUGCAACUUUAUUUAUUUUGUAUUUAUUUAUUUAUUGCCUCUGAGGCUGGGGCAGGAAUGGUGGUGGUGGUGGAGGAGAAAGGCUGGAAAGAGGCUGCUCCUGAUGCCUUGGAGAGUGGCUGCCUGACAUCCCAUCCCAGAACAGGCGAUGGGGGAAGAUGCUGUAAAGGACCUCUGCUGCUGGGCUCUGGGCUGCCUGGAGUCUCUUUCCUUUCUCUGGUGCUGAGCCUCCUGCUCUACUUCAGGACAUCAGACCUGCAGUCCAGGGUUUCCCAUUUGGAGGCAGACAGAGCCACUCCGCUCCCUGCCUGCCUCUCCACAGACCAAAUGGAGACAGCUAUUUUGGGAAGAGUUGACCAACUGCUCGCUGAGAGAUUAAAGUUCACCUUGUCAAGACAUCGGGAAGCUAGAGAUAUCCACCCACGAUGCAACUGCCCAGCAGGCCCUCCUGGUCCUACAGGAAGACCUGGGCUUCCGGGAGACAAAGGCACCAUGGGGAUCCGUGGACUACCGGGACUAAAGGGGCAACCUGGAGAGAAGGGAGCCCCUGGAGAAGCUGGCAUGUCCAUCAUUGGUCCCCGUGGUCCUCCAGGACAGCCUGGAACAAGAGGUUUUCCUGGGUUUCCGGGCCCAAUUGGUUUAGAUGGCAAACCAGGGCAACUUGGACAGAAAGGGGAGAUGGGCCCAGCUGGUCCCAAAGGUCAGCCAGGAAGCCCUGGACAAAAAGGAGAAAAGGGUCAGUGUGGAGAUUAUCCACACAGGCUGUUGCCUCUUCUCAAUUCAGUGCGGCUGGCUCCACCCCCAGUCAUAAAGAGACGCACCUUCCAGGGUGAACAAGGACAGGCAGGAAUCCAAGGGCCUCCGGGACCACCUGGACCACCAGGAACCCCAGGACAACCUGGCCCAGUUGGCCCAGCAGGGAAAGCAGGAGAGCCAGGGAAGCCAGGCAGAGAUGGAAAGGGCUUGCCAGGACCUCCUGGACCAAAGGGAGAACCUGGAGUGCAGGGAUACCAUGGAAGAAAGGGUGAGGCUGGUGAGGCGGGUGAGGCUGGCUUACCAGGACCCCCUGGCCUUCCUGGUCCUACUGGCCCCAAGGGUGAAAAGGGAGAACGUAACAUGAAGGGUGAACCCGGAAUUCCAGGAGCAAAGGGUGAGAAGGGAAAACCUGGUGAUCCAGGCCCUCCUGGAAUCAUAGGACAAAAGGGAGAAAAGGGAGAUUCUGGCAAUGCACUUGGAGGAGGUAAAGGGGAACCUGGACCACCAGGAUUGCCUGGGCCUCCUGGACCAAAAGGAGAACCUGGAAUACCUGGGGAGCAGGGACCAUUUGGCCCAAGGGGUCCCAAGGGCGAACCAGGCAAGAAUGAAAUGGUAGAUUAUAAUGGCAAUAUCAAUGAAGCUUUGCAGGAGAUACGGACCUUGGCCCUUAUGGGACCUCCUGGACUACCUGGAGUUGCAGGACCACCAGGUCCACCAGGACAGAAGGGUGAAGUUGGCCUGCCAGGUCCUCCUGGACAUGAUGGAGAAAAGGGGCCACGAGGCAAACCAGGAGAGAUGGGGCCUCCUGGUCCCAAAGGACCUCCUGGGAAAGAUGGACCUCCAGGAAUGAAGGGAGAAAUUGGCUCCAUGGGGACCACAGGAGCAAAAGGAGAAAAGGGGGAGACUGGACAGGCUGGCUCACCAGGUCUUGAUGGCCUAACAGGAGAAAAAGGUGAUCGAGGGAUGCCAGGACCACCAGGUCUACCAGGUCCAAUUGGGCUUCCAGGUUUUACAGGAGAGAAGGGAGAACCUGGAGAGAGGGGCGACACAGGAGAUACAGUAACUGGGCCACCAGGGCCACAAGGCCCACCAGGAACACCAGGUGUUCAAGGCCUUCCGGGACCGAAGGGAGAAGCAGGCGUUGAUGGAAUGAAAGGUGAAAAGGGUGCCUUGGGAGAAAAAGGAGACCGAGGUCCGCUGGGAUUGCCCGGUGCUUCAGGUUUAGACGGCAGGCCUGGCCCACCGGGUACUCCAGGACCAAUUGGAGUUCCAGGACCAGCAGGACCAAAAGGAGAGAGGGGCAAUAAAGGAGAUCCUGGAACUGCAGGACCAAUAGGGCCAGCAGGGCUUCCUGGUUUACCAGGUUCACCAGGGGAAAAGGGAAAUCGGGGGGAAAGGGGCAAGAAAGGUUCUAGAGGGCCUAAAGGGGAUAAGGGAGACCAAGGAGCACCUGGAUUAGAUGCACCCUGUCCAUUGGGUGAAGAUGGCUUGCCAAUUCAAGGAUGCUGGAAUAAGGGUCAAACUCCUUGGCUGAUAGCCAAAUAAUGAAACAAAUAAGAGGGUGGAGAUACUUGUGGAAGGCCUGCAGUGGUGAGAGAAGAACAUCCUGCAUGAAGGUUUGCUGAAGAUAUUCAACGACUUACCUCCAAGGAGCACGGAAGUAUUCUUGAGCCAUGCGUGCCAGAGUUUUGUUCCUGUCUAGUGGGCCUGGUGGGGCUACAGAAGAGGGACACACCAGUGGGUUUUGCUCUCUGCUUCCAGAGGUCAACAUGGGUGCCAGUCAUGAAACAAAUUGAGCUUCAGUGUCAUUCUUACCCUUUUCAUUUCAUCUGUUACAAUCACGGAAGCCUUUGUGUGAAGAUCUUGGCACUUAAUCCAGCAGCUGGUGUGAAGAGCGUUAAGACAUAGACAGCAGUUCUAUGGUUGUUGCUUUUUCAUGAAAAGGAGCUAUAUUCUCAUCUUUUUAAACAAAAAACUUGAAUAUUGAUUUAAGAAAAUCAGCUCAGUGAAGAUACAGCAAAACGUUUACCACCUUUCCUGAUGAUUCCAUCCUUAAACCUUUCUUAGCUUCUCUUCAAAUGCUACCAUGUUAUUUUCUGCAAGAACAUUUUUUUUGUAUAGUAGAAGAAAAACAAUCCUAAAUUUCAUAAAUGUUUGGUGUUAUAAGACCGAUUUUUUUGGCAUAAUUGUUGUUGGUGUUACUUUCAGACUUUAAUUUUUUCAUAGUAGAAAUACUUUGCUAUAGGUUUGCCAUAAAAUAUUUUGCUGUCCUAAUAAUAGGUUCUUUCCUGUUACAUCCCCCAUGCUUAAAACCUAUUACUUAAAGUACUGCUUUUAAUGGAUUGCACAGGUAAAUAUAACAAAGAAACAGGAUUUGAGGGGAGAUGUGCAUAGGUCAGCUACCCUCCACAUACUAUUAUUGAGAAUUUGAUGCUGAUGUUAAUAGCUGCAACAUCGUCUGAGUUAUUUAAGAAAACUACUAUAACAUACUAUUUCAGUUUGUCAGGAGUCAAAAAUGGUUACUGAUUCCUGAUAAGUUCACAUAUAUUACCAAUGAAAAAACUUUUCUGGUGUAAAAAUAGAUCCCUGAAAUAUCUUCCACUACAAACACACAGGGCAAAAAUUGCUUUAGUUUCUCUUCAAUGUCCCUUAUUUCCCCCCCCCCAAUGUUGUUUUCUUUGCCUUUUAUCAAACCCAGGGCUCUCACAAAAUGAGCCACUCCAACCUCUCUUUGCUUAAAGGAAGUUUCAGUCCACACAGUGCUUGCAUCUUUUAAGUUGUUAGCAAGUGAUUCAUGCAGGAGCUCUAUAUGCACACCAGUGCACUACAAAACUGUAAAUGAGAAUUGCCAAGAGGUUUUGGAUAAUAAUACAUUUCAAAAAUAGAAAUGAUAUUUAUUUAAUCUUUAUAUCCUACCUUUUCUUCCAUGAACUGUACAUAGCAUAAGACUGCCACAUUUCUCUAUUUUUUUCUGCAACCCCUAAAUGUUUUUUUUUUUCCUGAAGACUGCACAAUUGUGAGAAUGGUGGAAGAAGCAGUGUACAGACCUUCGGAUGGAAAUUACUCUGUCCUAAGUGAAUGGAAGAGCAUGUUUUGUUUUGAGAGCCUGAGCUAUUUAGUGAGACUAUAAAAAGCUUUCCAAGAAUAAAUAGUUUAGACUGGCUGUUGAAAACCUUGACUGCCACUGGAUAUCUCUUGUAUAAUUAAACACUUUUUGCCAAAGUUUUAUCUUAAGUCAGGAGUAACUUAGUCAGAAGUUAUGUAGAAUAGUUGUUGUUGAGGCUUGUGAGAUGCUCAUAGCAAUAAAAUUUAACUUCUUUUCUAAAGACAUUGGCACAGUGCAGUUAUAGCUGAUAUGCACCUUCAAGCUGACUCCAGCCUCUGGAAAUCCUGAUGCUGAAAGUGUGACUUGCUCAAGGUCACAGCAAAGAAGGAGAAGCAUUUUCAUCCGAAUCUGUAUUCCUGAGCUUCCAGUCACGUCUCUAGCAGUGUGAAGAGGGUCAAAUAUUUUUAGGAUCAGAGAGACAGCGUUCUCACAAAGCAAAGCAAGAAAAACAAUAGCAAUUUAUAUAAAAAUAUCAAUUUAGAUUGUUGCUAUAACCUUUAAUAGAGAUUGACAUUUUUACAUAUUAAGUUUGUUGCAGAUAUUCUUUUCUUUAAUUUUUUUUCAUGUAGAAAUAAGAAUAUGAGCAGAACUGCAGGCAGUGUGCCUUUAUAAUUGUUAAAAGACUAUAUAUAUAUAUAUAUAUUAGGUUUUAUGUUAAUUUAACUGCAAUCUAUAUGAUUAUUAGUGUUUUGAUUAUUAGUGCUUUAUAAAAAGCACUAAUACAUAUUUGUUACAUAUUUGUUAGCUACAUUUUAAUUUUGGCUUCUGGAGUAUAAGAAAGUUGUAAUUAGUUUUUUGUGGGUUUUUCGGGCUAUGUGGCCAUUUCUAGAAGAGUUUAUUCCUGACGUUUCGCCAGCAUCUGUGGCUGGCAUCUUCAGAGAAGUUGUAAUUGUUCGUAACUCCUUUCUUUUGGGGAUAUAGUCCUCCCUCUCAAAUACUGUAAAAUAUCUAACUGGUGCUCCCCUUCUCCCUUUGCCCCCUCUAAUGGACUGAUUUUGUCUCAUACUGCCCCCCUCCAAAAAAAAAGACUACUCUGGGGACCAAAUGACUGUGGACUCCCUCAGUACAGUGACCCAAGUCAAGAUCUGGCAAUGCAUAGUUAAAUCUUCAUGGUAUCAUCAGGCUGUGACUAAGGGCACACAUUGAAAGUGAUGCAGUGCAAACAGAAACCAGGGCCCAAUGGGGUACAUUGACUCUAUCCCCUCAAAAUUUACAAUCCUCCUUUUGACUGCACCAUCCUCCUAUUUGUGCAUCAAAAAAAAAAAAUCUCCAGGAGGCUGAGAAACCCUCUGGAACAGGUUUUUGGUGCUAUGGAAGGCUGUGGAAGGCCACCAAAUUCUACUUUUGGAUACGGCAGUAUUCCGUUGGCUCUCAGCCAGAUGGUACAAGUAUAUAGACAUGUAUCCAAAUGUAGAUGUCUUCUAUCUGCAUUGCAUCACAUGCAACCCUAUGUGCAUCCAGUUGUGUGAUCCCAUCUACAUUCUCAUGUUGCCAGUUAUGCAUAAUUAUCCUUAACCAGAGCUAGUUUCGGUGAUCAAAAUGGUCUCGCUCAACAGUGGUAGCAAUUUAUGCAAGUAUUUAGGGACCAGGAAUGAAAACCAAAUGGAUUUCUUUGAUACCAGGUAGUCUCUAAUUCUAGACAUUUAUGUUAGUUCUACUUGAAAAACUGACUGUUCAAUGCAAGUUAAAACUUGAAAAGUUGGAGCUAGUGGAGAUGGCUGUUGGAAUAAAACACUUCCACAUUGAUUUUCUUUCCUUGAUCUAACUAAAC
Molecule: messenger RNA, 6238 nt
Organism: Sceloporus undulatus (fence lizard)
Lineage: Eukaryota; Metazoa; Chordata; Lepidosauria; Squamata; Phrynosomatidae
Gene: COL13A1
Product: collagen type XIII alpha 1 chain
Exons: 41
Coding region: 663-2906 (747 amino acids)
Source: RefSeq, a predicted model, not a curated record